AUGGUAAAAAGGUACGACGAUAGACGUGGCGGUCGUGGCGGUGGUCGUGGAGGUAGCCGUGGAAGCCGCGGUGGAGGUAGAGGUGGUUCUCGAGGAGGACGAUCGAGUGAUCGGUCCCAGGAGAGAGGAAGCAGUCGCUUCGGUAGCAGCAGCCGUGGCAGGGAUAGCGGCCGUGGAGGACGAGAUAGCAGUCGAGGCUUUGGAGGACGUGGCGGCCGAGAUGAUUUCCGCGGAAAUUUUAAUAAAAAUGACCAACCUGGGGGUAACCUCAGGAAAAUUCGCUGGGAUACAAUUACGCUAACUCCAUUCCAGAAAAACUUCUAUGUGCCUCAUCAGAACGUCCAGUCGCGCAGUCAAGCGGAAAUAGAAUCAUAUCGUAGCCAAAACCAAAUUACUGUGAAAGGACGCGAUGUUCCCGCCCCGAGCAUGUACUUUGAGGAGGGCGGCUUCCCAGACUAUGCUAUGAAAGAAAUAUUGAAACAAGGCUUUCCACACCCAACCCCUAUUCAAGCUCAAGGCUGGCCUAUUGCAUUGUCUGGAAGAGAUUUAGUAGGAAUUGCUCAAACAGGUUCUGGGAAAACCUUGGCCUAUAUAUUACCUGCUAUCGUACAUAUCAUAAAUCAGCCUCGCCUACUGAGAGACGAGGGGCCCAUUGUUUUGGUUUUGGCUCCGACCAGGGAACUGGCUCAACAGAUUCAGCAGGUGGCCAAUGAUUUCGGCCAGAGCGUACAAGUCCGCAACACUUGCAUAUUCGGAGGUGCACCCAAGGGACCGCAGGGCCGGUGCCUCGAGCGGGGAGUUGAGAUUGUCAUCGCGACACCAGGACGACUUAUUGAUUUCUUGGAGAGAGAAACUACAAAUCUCCGUCGGUGCACGUAUCUGGUGCUCGACGAGGCCGACCGGAUGCUGGACAUGGGUUUCGAGCCUCAAAUUCGUAAGAUUAUCGAGCAGAUUCGACCAGACAGACAGGUUCUGAUGUGGUCUGCUACCUGGCCUAAAGAAGUGCAGAACCUAGCUGAGGAGUUCCUGCAUGACUACAUCCAGAUCAACAUUGGUUCUCUCAGCCUGUCUGCCAACCACAACAUCCUGCAGAUUGUGGACGUGUGCGAGGAGUGGGAGAAGAAUGAUAAACUCGUCACACUGCUCACUGAGAUAUCCUCUGAAGAAGAGACAAAGACCAUCAUAUUUGCUGAGACCAAAAGACGGGUCGAUGAGAUAACGAAAGCAAUCAACCGCGCUGGUUGGCGCGCACUCGCCAUUCACGGCGACAAGAACCAGCAGGACAGGGACUAUGUGCUCAAUCAGUUCCGUAUGUCCACCGGAGGCAUCCUCGUCGCCACCGACGUGGCAGCGCGCGGCCUCGAUGUGGAAGACGUGAAGUUUGUGAUAAACUAUGAUUAUCCGAACAACUCGGAGGACUAUGUGCAUCGUAUCGGUCGCACGGGUCGCUCGCACAACACCGGCACUGCUUACACUCUCUUCACUCCUAAUAACUCCGCCAAGGCUAAGGAUCUGAUGUGUGUCUUACAAGAAGCUAAUCAAGUGGUGAACCCUAAGCUCAUGGAGCUGGCGCAGUGUGGCAUGGGAUUCAAAGGCAAAUAUGGACGUAACCGUUACCGUGAUAGAGAUGACAGCCAGGGUCGGUUCGACCGCGGGGGGCGUGGACGCGGCGGACGGGACGGUGGACGGGGACGCGAUGGGGGACGAGGCGGUAGAGGACGCUUCGGAGGGGAGAGGAAUUCCAGAUGGGACGACUCGAACAACGAUUACGACAACAACCAGGGACCAUACAAUACUCGUUCAAGCUACAACCGAGAUAGUAGUAGAGACAACUUUAGGCAGGAUAAUGGAUUCCGUGGCAGAGGACGCGGCCGUGGUGGCAGUGACGCGCAGUCGUUCCAGGCCCAGUCCGGCGGCGGGUACAACAACUUCAGUCAGUCGCAGCAAGCAUUCAACGUUCCGCCGCCCACCAGCUACUACAACAUGUACGCGCAGCCCCCGCCGCCGCCCGCCACCAAGUUCCCCGCGAAAUAGAUAUAUUAGUUAGACUAAGAUUGACUGGAUGUGAUGUGAAAUGAUGUUCAUAGGGUUAAUUGUGGGUGUUCCAUAUUUCAUUGAUUUAUACAGUGUGAUGCCUGAUGGUAAUUAAGGGUUGUUGAUUCACAUUACAUAAAUCAUUGAUAUGAAUUUGAACACCCUUAGCUUGUAGGUUUGAAAUGAUAACACCAAAAUGGUCCCUCCCAAUUGCUAACUUAUGAGAAACGAAUAGCUUCGUUUCACUCGCGUCUAGUUGUAAUAUUAUUACAAUAGAUUUAUUUUAUUUGAAGUUUCUGUGAAAGUGAUGGCUUGAAAUCGAACCUAUAAGGUUAUUAGAGUCUUAUCAUAUUGUAUUUAGAGCAGACAACAGAUUGUAUACGUUUUCCUUUGGAAUUAUACGGCAGUACAUGAGCAAGGCCUUAUUUACAUGGAUUAUAUUUUAUUUUAAAUGCAAAUAAUUAAGUUAUGAUUUACUAGAGCUUCAAAAUUUUUAUAUUUAUUGUAACUUGUUGUUACAUGUUAUUCUCGUUAUAAAUCAGUACAAGAAUUUAUCCCUUAGUAACUUGUGUGCCACUCUAUCAAGUGUCUUAAAGUAUAGCAUUGUAGUUCAAAAUAAAACUUAUACCAUAGCAAUAAAUAGUAAAAACUUGAGCUAACUAAUACAUUUUCCAAAUAUGUAACAUUCCUGUCUUCAUUCUACUCCACUACAACAUUGUACCGAGGAUUUUAUUUACUAUUUGCAGAGAAUAAAUGUUCAAAAUCAAACAAAA
Spodoptera littoralis (African cotton leafworm) is the source of this 2807-nucleotide messenger RNA. Lineage: Eukaryota; Metazoa; Arthropoda; Insecta; Lepidoptera; Noctuidae. The record is from the annotation of a GenBank genome assembly.